GCACAGCCGGUCCCAAGCCCGGGUUAAGGAGGAGGGCAGACCAUAUAAUAUCAUAUAUAUAUAUCCACACAUUAUAUUCAACUAUAAUGCUGUGUCCCUUCAUGUGGUGGCAGUGGGUUGUUUCCAUAAGAAUAUACUGUAAAUUAAAAAUCUUACCUAUGAGCAAGCUUUAAAAUAUUUGAUUCGAGUCAGCAUGCAAUUGUCGUGUGGAUGCAAAAAUCACUUAAAAAGUAGAGUAUUGAUGUUGAAGUAAGUUGUGAGAGGCCGUCGUGUUUCAUGGCAGCAUUCAUUCCUUCCUUGUUGCUUUCUCGAUUUUUGUGUAUGUACAUAUACAUAUACUCGCCUUCUGACACCAAGUUGCCGGUGCUACAUAAUAGUUAUCUCCAAAGUGAUUAAAGGUUGUGGAAGAACAUAUCCGUAACUUGUUCUUAGAGCCCAACCAUGUUCAGAUUUCCUGCAUUCCUGUUGGCCAUUGCUGUUUUCACUUCCUCUGCAAAUGCUCAUAUGUGCAGUGAGGAAUUCCAGUCGGCAAUAGAGAAGUUCAAUCUCACCGGAACCUUCUGCCGGAGGAAAAUCCUCGGCGCACAAACGGGGUGGCGCUUCAAUGCCAAGACGCGACAGCUCGAUAUGGCCUUCGGCGCGCGGCUCCCUUCAGAGGAUCCCGGCUGGCUGGCCUGGGGGCUCAACUCCGCCGAGCCAAGGAUGGUUGGCACUCAAGCUCUCAUCGGCAUCAAGCUGAGCAACGGCUCAUUGCAGAAGCACGGCUAUGCCAUCUCCGAAGAAACCAAGCUCAGCUGCCGCCUCAUCCCGGUAGCUGACGCAGGCCUCGGCCUUGGUGUCCGCAGUUUCGACUUCAAGUACAUCGAGGAGAUUGACUACUACGUCGUAAUUGCCACCAUGGUUCUCCCGCACAACUAUGACCCUUCCAAGGCCAACGUCGUCUGGCAGAUUGGAUAUGCCGCAGACAAGGACUCACCGCUGAUGCACCCAAAUUCGCUCAAACACUUGUCCACCGCCGAGACGGUCGAUUUAACCACCGGUGAAGUCCUCACCCACUCGGCCCAUCUCCGCCGCGCCCUCGUAACGGUGCAUGGAACUCUGAACAUUGUCGGGUGGGGAACCCUCCUUCCGAUGGGCGUAAUAAUCUCGAGAUACUUAAAAAGAUACCCGAAAGAACUGAAACAAUGGUUUAAGUUACACAUUGGGUUCCAGAUUUGCGGAUUUGUGAUCGGCGCGACAGGGUGGAGCGUCGGGAUUUGGCUGGGGAACACCUCCAAGUACUACUCGUUCCCUUUGCAUCGAACCCUGGGGAUAAUCAUCUUCACAUUCAUGACGAUACAGAUUGUGGCGCUGUGGCUUCGGGCGAGGGAGGACGAUCCAUUCCGAUCGUAUUGGAACAUGUACCAUCACACUCUCGGGUAUUCGCUGCUGGUGAUGAUUUGGGUGAACAUAUUCAUAGGGAUACGCAUUGUCGAAAAGGUUCCGGCCUGGAAAUGGGCGUGUGUCGGCGUUCUCGGAGCCGUCGGGACACUGCUGCUGCUGUUCGAAGCCUUUACGUGGAUCAAGUUUCUUCUGGAUCGUGCUGGUGUUCCUCCGCCUCGCAAAAUAUUAGGUUCGAUUGGGGGUUUACCCAGUGCGCACUUUCGAGUAAUGGCUGCGGGUUUCCAUGUCAUCCAAAAAAAGAGGGUGGAGAACUAAUCAAGUAUGAUAAACAACUACUGAUCAUACAACACCUCUCACAUUAUAUCUAUCUUUGUGUGUGUAUGUAGCUAAGAUGAUCCAUCCUGUAAUCUUAGUAAACAGCAUUUUGUUUACAUAUGUUGAUUAAUUAUGAUGCAACUUAUAAACAAGUAAACUGAAUAUGAGUACCU
This is a messenger RNA of Andrographis paniculata, 1871 nucleotides long. Its product is annotated as cytochrome b561 and DOMON domain-containing protein At5g35735-like. The record is from RefSeq and is a predicted model, not a curated record. The transcript has 3 exons. Lineage: Eukaryota; Viridiplantae; Streptophyta; Magnoliopsida; Lamiales; Acanthaceae. The coding region runs from base 442 to 1698 and encodes 418 amino acids.